Molecule: messenger RNA, 2020 nt
Organism: Cicer arietinum (chickpea)
Lineage: Eukaryota; Viridiplantae; Streptophyta; Magnoliopsida; Fabales; Fabaceae
Product: aspartic proteinase NANA, chloroplast
Biological process (GO): proteolysis
Molecular function (GO): aspartic-type endopeptidase activity
Source: RefSeq, a predicted model, not a curated record
GUGUUUGUUUUCCAACCCCCACAACACCUCCUAGUAAAAUGUACCAAUCUACGACAAAAACCAGCACAAGCUCCCUCUAAUUUCUAGCCCCUCUCUUCUCUCUCUCUCUUUCUUACCCUCUUUAUUCACAACCCUUUAUUCCAUUUCACUUUGUGGUGCCAAAACAAAACUACACAUAUCCGUAUCUCUCUACAUAUUACAUAUCUACAUACAUAUACAUACACAUAAACAUACAUAUACAUAUACAUCUGAUAUAUGCAAAUGAAGAGGAGGUGGAUGCAAUGGAGCACAUCAAUUUUGAUGACCCUUUUCUUGAUUCAAAUCAUUGUUGUUCAUAGCAUCAAUGAAAAAGAAGAAGAGGAAGUUGAUAAUGAGAACAUGAGUCUAGAACUUGUUCAUAGGCAUGAUUCUAGAGUAAUUGGUGAUGUAGAUCAACUUGAAGCCAUAAAGGGUUCCAUUCAAAGGGAUUAUUUUAGAAGACAAAGGAUGAAUCAAAUAAAAGGAAUCAACCAAAAUCAUAGAAGAAAGGACAUUGAAACUCAACAAUUUCAAAUGCCAAUGCAUUCAGGAAGAGAUUAUGCACUUGGUGAGUAUUUUGUUGGGGUUAAAAUUGGAUCACCAGGACAAAGUUUUUGGCUUGUUGCUGAUACAGGAAGUGAAUUUACAUGGUUUAAUUGUAAGCCUCGUGGAAAACAUCUUGGUAAUGGUGGUGGACAUAAACAUAAACAUAAAGGAGAGUCAAAAUCAAAGACAAAAACAAAAACAAAAACAACAACUGCAAGGAGAAAAAGGGGUGCUUCUAAUAAUCCUUGUUAUGGAGUUUUUUGUCCUCAUCGUUCUAAUACAUUUCAACAAGUUACUUGUUCUUCUCAUAAGUGCAAGGUUGAACUAAGUAAUCUUUUUUCUCUUAGUUAUUGUCCUAAUCCUUCUGAUCCAUGCCUUUUUGAUAUCAGCUAUGCUGAUGGUUCAUCUGCUAAGGGAUUCUUUGGCACUGACACAGUAACAGUAGCCCUCACAAAUGGAAAGAAAGGAAAACUUCACAAUCUAACAAUUGGAUGCACACAAACAAUGCUUAAUGGGGUAACAUUCAAUGAAAACACAGGUGGAAUAUUAGGUUUAGGCUAUGCAAAGGAUUCAUUUGUUGAUAAAGCAAGUCUACAAUAUGGUGCAAAACUCUCCUAUUGUCUUGUUGACCAUUUGAGCCACCAAAAUGUUUCAAGCUACCUAACAUUUGGAACACCAAAAGUCAAAUUGUUAAGUGAAAUAAGAAAAACAGAACUUUUUUUAUACUCUCCAUUUUAUGGUGUGCAUGUGCUUGGUAUCUCAGUUGGAGACCAAAUGUUGAAAAUUCCACAUCAAGUUUGGGAUUUUAAUGCUGAAGGAGGUAUGAUAAUUGACUCAGGUACAACCUUGGCAGGACUUGUUCUUGAAGCCUAUGAUCCUGUUUUUGAGGCAUUGAAAAAGUCUUUAACCAAUGUCAAAAGACUUGAUAUUGGUGUUUUGGAUUUUUGCUUUGAUAGUGAAGGGUUUAAUGAGAGAACUGUGCCUAGAUUAGUGUUUCAUUUUGCAGGAGGAGCAAGGUUUGAACCACCAAUUAAGAGUUACAUCAUUGAUGUUGAACCAAAAGUUAAGUGCAUUGGAAUUGUUCCAAUAAAUGGGACUGGUGCUUCUGUUAUAGGAAAUAUUAUGCAACAAGAUUUUCUAUGGGAAUUUGAUUUGGCUAAGAACACUGUUGGUUUUGCAUCUUCUACAUGCAACUAGAGACUUAUUCUUGUGUUUAGUUUUUUUUUUUUUUACUUCUUUUAUUUGUUCAUUCUCUUGGAGAGACAAAGAGAUUACAUUUGGUGUUUUUGUUUGAAUUGGAUUAAUAUUAUUCAUUAGAUUUCUUCUUCUUUUGUUUUCUCUUUCAAAUGCUCUGUAAUAUAUUACAUGUAAACUUGUAUCAUACAUCAAGUUUGAGUUUUUGUGAUGUUAAUGAUUCAAAGGUAUGGAUAUAUUGCAUCCAUACUCUCUUCCUUUA